Messenger RNA from Mesorhabditis spiculigera, 2454 nucleotides. The record is from the annotation of a GenBank genome assembly. NCBI's taxonomy places the organism in Eukaryota, Metazoa, Nematoda, Chromadorea, Rhabditida, Rhabditidae.
AUGGCAGCCGAAUACGAGGAACUGACAAUGUCGACCGGAUCCGUGGCCCCGAUCACUUCCGUGAAGCUGCGUAUCCCCGGCCACAGCGUCGGGCUGCUGAUCGGCACGCGCGGCGAGACGAUUCGGCGCAUCGAGAAGGAGUGCGGGCUGAGUAGAAUUCACGUCGAAAAAGACAAUUGCGCCGAUGCGCCCGAGCUGCGCGAGGUCACGCUGCAAGGGCCCGUGUGCGCCAUCGAGCUGGCCAGGCCGAUGAUUGCUGAGAUUUCAAGGCGCAGAGCGGUGGCCUGGCUGACGUUGCCGGCCGACAAGGUGCCACGCGUCAUCGGCACACGAGGAGCUACAAUCAAGGACAUCAAGGCCCGUACCGGCGCCCAAAUCGACGUGCAAACGACCGAUCAGGCGCGACGCCAAGGCGAGGUGCAGUGCAGAAUUGUCGGCACCGAUCAGGAGAUUGCCGACGCGAAGCAGGCGAUCUUUCAAGUGCUGAGCGCGGCCGGGGGAGAAGCGCAGCCGUCGCCGCCACCGCAGCCAACACAGCAGCCGGCCCCACAACCACCAGCCCAGGGCCGCCCGUGCAACACCGUCAGCGACCCGGCCAUCCCGCCCGGAUACGACUUCUACCGCCAGAUUCCGGUACCGCAGGACGAAUUCGGGCCGGUGAUCGAGACCGUGGGGGCGAUGUUGAGACGGAUCGUCGCCGACGCCAACAGCAAGAUGGUCAUCAAGGAGAAUGAAAGCGGAUGCGGCGGCGCCGAGCGCAUCGCGCACGUAUGGUCGCAGAGCGAAGCCAGUCUUGAAAAGGCAACGUCGGCCUUCCACCAAUUUUGCAAGGAGCGCUCUCGCAGCAGCCAAAUCGGCACCGAGCAGCAGCUGUUCGUCGAGAUCCCCUCCGAACGAGUCGUCCAGUUCGUCCGCGCCAUCCCGUCGAUGAAAGCCGUGACGGGCGCCGAGAUCCGUCUGGCUGGUGGAAUUGACGAGGAGAACAAGCCGUACCGCGUCUUCAGCAUCACCGGCAGCGCCGACGAGAUCAAGCACGCCAAGCGGAUUUGUCAAAGGGCGGCUUCCGACAAGCCGUGCCCCCCGACCGCCGAGCAGUUGGCCUUCGAGACCGUCGCGCCGAAUGGCGAUGAAGACAACAGCGCCGACGCCUCGCCAGUGCAGCAACGUGCCAUCCUGCAGCCGUGGCUGAACGACAUGCAACCGGUCGCGCUCAAUUUCUACGACCCGCCAGCGGAUAAAUACGGGCCGCAACCCGACGACGCGCACAAAUGGCUCGAGUACUACCGGAAGGUCGGCCUCGUCGACCAGGCCGCCGUCAUCGAGGCCCUCAUCAAGAAGCGCGCCUCCUCGCUAGAGAGCCUUGUCGACGAUCUGCCCGAGUGGCAUCCGAUCGAGAAGAGGAGGGCAUGGAUCAAGUGUCGACCGGGACGGCCUGGACCACAGGGUAUUAUUAAUAUCGAGAGGAUGGUGUUGAUGGUGGAAUGGGACGAGAGGGGAAGCCCCCAGGCUCCCCAGCGAAAGACGGCAAAGAUGGAGAGAUUGGUGAUGAGGGAGAGGUCGGUCCGCGCGGCUACAGAGGCCGCAAUGGACGGCCAGGCGCCCCGGGAAAAUCAGCUCCAGGCGGCGUUGGAGUACCUGGCCCGAAGGGAGCACCAGGGCCGAGCCGGCCUCCAAGGCGAGCGCGGAAAGCGGAACUACGUCUGGGGCACCGAGGGGCCGAUGGGGCAGCAGGGAUCGAGAGGAUUGGAUGGAAUUCCCGGAAAUCCGGGAAAACGAGGGCCAAAGGGAGACAACGGUGAGCGCGGCUCGAAUCCCAAGUUCUGCCCUUGCCCUCUUGAAAUCUCCUUGCUUCACGAUAAGCACCCAAUGCCGAGACUGGAAGCCCAAAAAGAAGAGAGGAAAACCGCUGAAACUCAACGACCUCAUCCGCCGGCUCCACGGGCAACUACAGCACAUCCACCAGCACCUUCGCCACGUCCUAUACCCCAGCAACAUCGCCUGCGCGAUAUCGCACAGCCUGAAGAAACACAUCAGAUGUUUGGGGACGCGUCAAAGAUAUUGGUGAAGAAGUCCCAUUCUCAUGCCGGAAGCGUGGAUCGACGUAGAGAAUAUCGUGAAAAAGAACUUCUGGCCGAAGAGGUGAAAGAACCACUAUCCGAUUCCGAUGACAAGCCCGAUCUCCCGCCAGCCAUCUCUGAAUGGCGCAGGGAGAUGCAGGCCGAGAAGGCUGAUGUUUUGGAAGAGGAAGAGGAUAGCCCGGAACGAGUUACUGACGCUCCUGAAGCUCCCGAAGCUCCUGUGGCUCCUGAACUCCCCGAAGUCUCUGAGGCCGAAAAUGGUGAGGAGUACGAUGACGAGGCCAAUGGGCGAUCGUCAGACUAUGAAGAGCCCUCCACGACUCAAAGAUCACGAUUCCAUUACGUCACGAAAAGACCCAGAUUGGUUUAUAGCUAU